This is a messenger RNA of Oncorhynchus masou masou (cherry salmon), 816 nucleotides long. Its product is annotated as homeobox protein HMX2-like. Gene Ontology annotation, cellular component: nucleus. The record is from RefSeq and is a predicted model, not a curated record. The transcript is spliced from 2 exons. NCBI's taxonomy places the organism in Eukaryota, Metazoa, Chordata, Actinopteri, Salmoniformes, Salmonidae. Bases 1 to 816 code for a protein of 271 amino acids. Gene Ontology annotation, molecular function: DNA-binding transcription factor activity, RNA polymerase II-specific; RNA polymerase II transcription regulatory region sequence-specific DNA binding. Gene Ontology annotation, biological process: regulation of transcription by RNA polymerase II.
AUGUUUAUCAGAAUGAAGAAAUCUGAAGACAGUGGCAGUAAAGUGUCAUUUACCUCAGUUUCCAAUUUCACUAUUCAGUCAAUUCUUGGAACUGUGUCCGAGGACGCGCACAAGGACAGUUGUAAUUCCCGUUCCAACGCGGGGCUGCUGCAGAGACAACGCAUGCGCUCCGUGUCUUCAGAAGGAUUCAGCGGUGGGGAGGAUUCGACAGACUUCUACCCUUUACCCGGAGGAAAGAAACCACGCAAUGACCUCAACGAUCUCACACUUUCUUGUCUCAGUGACAAAAACAGACUAAUUCUGGGGCAAGAGAUGGUGAAGAGACAUCAACUUUUUCAUGAUUAUAAAGAAGGUGACCAGAGAUACUACAACCAAACAUCACCUGCUAUUUCAGAGGGAAAGGGUCAUAUUGACGACGACGAAACAUCCAACUCAUCAAGGAAGAAGUCUCGGACCGUAUUCUCGCGGAGUCAGGUUUACCAACUAGAAUCGACGUUUGACCUGAAACGUUACCUUAGCAGUACAGAACGAGCGAGUCUCGCCUCCAGUCUCCAGUUGACAGAGAUACAGGUGAAAACUUGGUUCCAGAAUCGGAGGAACAAGUGGAAACGUCUGCUUUCUGCGGAGAUAGAGGCGGUGAACAUGGCUCACGCAUCAUCCGCACAAACUCUGGUUGGGAUGCCGUUCUUCUUCAAAGAGAAUUUCCGGCUACGGAUUCCUGUCCCUGGAUCAAUGACUUUCCCUACACCUCUAUGUUAUCCAGGGAGCAACAUGCAAGCUUUACCUGUGUACAAUUUUUAUAAUAAAAUUGAAUAG